This is a messenger RNA of Lentinula edodes (shiitake mushroom), 3860 nucleotides long. RefSeq lists its product as uncharacterized. The record is from RefSeq and is a predicted model, not a curated record. Lineage: Eukaryota; Fungi; Basidiomycota; Agaricomycetes; Agaricales; Omphalotaceae. The transcript has 27 exons. Bases 279 to 3533 code for a protein of 1084 amino acids.
AAGUUCUUAGCCCGCUGCCCGCGUUUUUCAUUUCUUUACAUAUCAUCCACGCCCAUCCCACUUUCUAAAGUCUCAAUCACGCGUUCAGCACGCGUUUCCUCUAUACUGCAUGAAUCGGAAAGAAAAUUCCCGUCAAAUCUGAGCCUCACGAAGCUAAGAUUCCUCCUGCGCCCCUAUCUACGUCUGCUUCUGUGAACACAGCAUCCUCAAACGUUCAGGUCAAACCAGAGCCAGUCUCUGACUCUCUAACAGCCAACUCUUCCCAUCUUUUCCGCAAUAUGGAUGAUGCGCAUUCACCAAACGCGUCGCCAGUUUCAGCCGAAAGAAAAAAGUACACCGUUUAUCGGUCUGUCGGGGACGUCCCUUAUUCGUCAGAUUCAGCUCUUCGAGAGGGUUUAGAGAUGGUUAAAUGCCUGAAAGCCUACAUGGGCAGAUUAAAUCUGGGGAGCAAACUUAGACAGAAUGUUUGGAAUAAGGAUUUGUUAAACCUCCAGGCUCAGUCCACUCCAAAAACAUUGAUCGCUGUCUGCGGAGCCACCGGCGCUGGAAAGUCGUCCAUUCUGAAUGCUCUUCUUGACGAUAACAUCGUACCCACUUCUGGCAUGCGAGUUGUUACCGAGAUAGCGUAUCACUCCGAACGUACAAUAGACGCCGAUGUUUCCUUUCUGAACGCUUCCGAAUGGAAACAAGAGCUCUCAAUCCUUCAGUCUGAUCUAGUCGAGGAAGAUGGGAGUCUCAAACGAACUCACGACCUCAAGAGUGAUGCUGGUGUCGCCUGGCAAAAGGUUCAUGCUGUAUAUCCUACUCUAACGCAAGAAAGACUGGUUACAAUGACUACUGACCAGAUAGUCGUUCAUGAUCCUAGGAUUGCGCAGCUUCUUGGCAGCACCAAGCAUAUAUCCGCUCGGAACUCUCGACAAUUUGGUGAGGAGAUUGCCAAGUAUAUUGAUUCCAAAGACCAGAGUCGCGGUAAAAAGGACAAGAAGAAACAGAAGAACGACGAGAAAUCCCUUAUGGACAAGGUUCGUGAGGCAGCUGGUGUCAGUAAGAAAAAGGAUUGCAAUGGACCGGCUUUCUGGCCGCUUAUCCGGCAAGUCAACGUUCGGUGUCCUGCCGAAUGUCUUUCUUCUGGAUGCAUUCUUGUUGACCUUCCUGGUGUUGCCGAUGCCAAUGCUGCUCGAAACUCUAUUGCUAAGGACUAUAUGAAGAGAGCUCAGUGCAUUUGGAUCCUUGCACCUGUAACGGUUGAUGACAAGACUGCACGCGAUCUACUUGGAGAUGCGUUCAAACUGCAACUGAAAAGUGAUUAUGACGACCACGCCAUUACUUUCAUAGCGAGUAAAACCGACGACAUCAGUUGUUCAGAAGUCAUCAGUGCAUUGCACCUCGAGGAUGACCCCGAGCUUGAAGCAAUUGAGGAUGACCUUGAAAAAAUCAACGAGGAGAUAGAGGAGGCCACAAUAACGAAGAAAAAUCUAGAUAGAACCAUAAAAGGUAUCGAAAAGGAGCUUAAAUUUCUUCGCGCUGUUUAUAAAGAGCACGAAGAGCAUGUUGAGGCUCUCAAGGAUGGUGUCGAGUUCACUCCUGUUCUCACCCGAAGUGUUGCGUCCAAGUCCAAUGCUAAGAAGCGUAAGAAUCAACGUAAAGGCAAAAAAGGAUCUUCAAAGCGCAGACGCAACUCUGUGAACUCGGGGCAGGACAGUACUGACGACAUGGAAGAAGACGCAAGUGAUGACUCGGAUAGUGAAAUCGACAGCGACACUGACAAGGAGUCUGAUUCCGACGCUUCUGACGACAAAGGUUCUGAAUCCGAUCGCAGUGAACACUCUUGUGAUGAAGAUGGUAACAGUGAUAUUGAAGUCGAAGAGCUUGUUGAGGAAGCCACGGUAGAGAGCGUUAAAGCAAAGCUGGAGCACACGAAAGCCGAUAUUACGGCUUCGCGGGCUCGCCUGUCCGAAUCACGCAAAGACAAAAAGACCGUGCUCGAUCGCCUUGCCAAUUUGAAGAAGUCUUUAGGCAAGGUUCAAAAGACUAAGAACGGUUGGUGCUCUUUGAAGCGAUCUGAAUUCUCUCGUGACGUAUUGAAGGAAGAUUUCCGGACUGGUCUCAAAGAGCUCGAUGACGAGGCUGCCGAAGAAAAAGAUCCUCAAAAUUUUGACAGCAGUAUCAAUCAACGAGACUACGAGGCUAUCAAUUUGCCUGUUUUCACAUGCUCUAGUCGCGACUACAUACGCCUAACUAACCAGGUGAAGGGAGAUGGAGAGCCCACUUGUUUUUCCGACAAAGCCUCCACCGGUAUUCCUGAUCUUCAGGCGUGGUGCCAUACCUUGACGGUUGCAUCUCGUACACGUGCGGUCAAGAAUUUCUAUGAUUCUCUGAAGACUUUCGCAACCAACAUCAAUAGCUUCGUGAGCGGCAUUGGAGGCGUCACACCCGAAGAUCGACAAGCUUUGCAAGAUAAAUGGGAGUCGGAAAUGGACGAUGAAAACGAAUAUGAAUAUCCCUAUACGUCUGAUUCCGAAGUGGAUGACGAUCCAUUCACCGCAUUCCUCAAUAGCCGGGCAGAAUACCAAGGUCUAAUUGCAAUGCAGCGUGACAAAAAGCCUUCCACAGGCAUCACGCCUAGAUUAACUGAUGAGUUUGGCAGACUCAUCCAGGAUUGCGUCGUUCAGCUUCAAGAACGGUUCAAGGAUGGCCUCGAGGACAAGUGCCGAGUUGGCGCUUCUCUGUCUGCUAAUGGAGCAGUUGAAAUCUCAGACUCCUUUGCUGCAUCUAUGCACUGGGGUUCAUACCGUGCGACACUGCGAAGACAUGGCGAAUUCCGUCGCAAUUUAAACAUAGAACUUCUUUCUCCAUUCACCAAAAACAUCGCAACCUCGUGGGGUAAGCUUUUCGAAACUGACCUGCUGUCCCACUUCGAGGAGACUGUGCAAGCUGCCAUCUGUCGUCUUCUUGAUGACAUGGUGGAAUCAGCAGCGGCCGGACUAAGAGAACGUGUCGGAAUGCAAGGUGACCUUUGCAAAGCAGAAGCGGACGUCGUGCUCAAACAGGUUGUUGCUGUUGUUCGUGACACAAUUACCACACAACAGAAAGAUGUCUCUCGAUGCUUGGCACCACAUGUGCAGAACAACCUCAUUGACGGUUAUGAUCUAGCUAUGGAGGAAACGGGUAAAGGUUCGGUUGCUCGUCAAAAGCUUGUUUUCCGUACUUUUCUCUCCGAGCGCAAAGAUGAUGUAUUCGAUGAAGGUGCCGAUACCAUAAUGGAGCGACUAUCAACCAUGUGUUCUUCGGUUGGAGAUGCACUCAAUAUUGCAUUCCGAGAGCUUGCGAAGAAGAUCGAGGUCAACCUUGCGAUACUUUGGGAGAAUGUCCAAGAUGAUCCCAAUGAAGCUGUAGGUCGAAAAGAAAUGAUGGAAACUAUCACAGAAAUCCUGGGUCAAGCGCAACUGUGGCUCAACGCUGCGAACGAGAAGUCCAAGAGCGCGUCUACCGUUGCUCAAGCUCUUCAGGACGUCGAUACAGAGAUGGACUGAUUCUCAAUGUUUCUGUGCUUGCUCCUUCGUGCUUAUUCUUAUUUGUUUAUUUUGCUUGUAUUGCUGAAAACCACCCUAUUGGAAUAUCCUGGAUACCAUAGUCCCCAUCCUAUUCUAGAUAUCUUGCUAUCAUAUUAAGUAGUAACAUAGUUUACAUACACUAACUCUUCCAUUGUGUAUAACAUUCAUUUGUCAUUUGACUUGCUCGAUGGAGCGACGCCUACCCAGGGGGCACCACAGGAUAAAAGCGCUGAGAUCGCAAUACCCGUUGGGGGUUGUUUGGCAACAGCUUUAGUUGCCGUAUUGCCGUGUUGCCGAUCAGCGCCG